This is a messenger RNA of Musa acuminata subsp. malaccensis (wild Malaysian banana), 3400 nucleotides long. Its product is annotated as nodulin homeobox. The record is from RefSeq and is a predicted model, not a curated record. Gene Ontology annotation, biological process: flower development. NCBI's taxonomy places the organism in Eukaryota, Viridiplantae, Streptophyta, Magnoliopsida, Zingiberales, Musaceae. Gene Ontology annotation, molecular function: single-stranded DNA binding.
AAACGGGGGCUCUAAAAGCCCUAACUCUCAACUGGACGGGGAUAGAACGCUCCCCCAAAUCUCUGCCCGACGUGUCUAUGUCCUGACCAUCUCCACCGGCCCUGAGCAGAUCUGGACGGUCAACCGCGGCGGCUCUUCUCCGGCCUCCAGGUUUCGGUGAUCUGUAAUCGUAAUCUGUUUGAUGAAUGGGAUGGGCUAGCUUCUUGGUUUGGGGAUUUUGAAGGGUUCCUUAUCUGCCUCUCUGAGCGCAUCAGCUCCUAGGAUUCCCGUGGUUCAAUUACUUGAUAUGUAUCUGACUACAUAUGGAGACUGAUCUUUGUUAUGUAAAGAUGAUUGACAUAAUUUCAGCCGUUGGCGAGUUAAAUGGUCUUUCUUCUCAAGACUUGAACAAGUUGUUGAAAGAUUCCGAGAACUUCACCAUACAAUGCAAGACAGAACAAGGGUCCUUGAAGCAGAUCAAUGUGGAAAAACUUGCGGCUUCUCUCCCUUUGCACCUUAUUGCGACACUGCUAUCACCUGAUAGGGACAUGCGCAUGGGACAUGUGCUUCGUGGCAUUCGCCUUUUGUAUACACUGUCUGAUUUAGCUACACGCCAUGCCAGACUGGAGCAGAUUCUGCUUGAUGAUGUAAAACUAUCUGAACAGAUAAUGGAUCUGGUACUCUAUAUGUUGAUUGUUCUUGCAUGCCGCAAGCAGGAUAAUCAUAUUGGGUCUUCUCCUGUUCUGCACUCAACACUUGUUGCUUGCAGCCUUCAUAUUUUGACAAGUUAUCUUUCAUCUCAGUGGCAUGAUCUUGUGCAUGUUCUUCUUGCGCAUCCUAAGGUAGACAUAUUUAUGGAUGCAGCUUUUGAUGCUGUGCAUGAAGACAUCAGGAUUCUAGGAAUCAAGCUACAACUGUUCAACAGUGAAUUAUUGAGCAACAAGUCUAAUCUUCCUGCAGCUGAACGAACAGCUCAUUACAUCUGUCAGCAAUGUGAGGCUUCCUUGCAAUUUCUUCUGUCCUUGUGCCAUCAAAAACUGUUCCGAGACCGCCUUCUAAGGAACAAGGAAUUGUGUAAACAUGGUGGCAUACUUUCGCUGGCUUAUUCUAUCUUGAAGUUAAACAUUUCACAUUGUUUUAAGAAUUCCUUCGACUUUGUGGCUGCUGUAUCUAGGUUGAAGGCCAAAAUUCUGUCUAUUUUGUUGCAGCUUUGUGAAGCAGAGAGUAUUUCUUAUCUCGAUGAAGUUGCUGGUUCUCCAAAAAGCAUGCACCUGGCAAAAUCAGUUGCAAUAGAGUUUCUUGAGAUACUGAGGAUUGCAUUUAGAAGUGAAGUUAGGCUACUUGGUGAUACACAGUACAAGAGUAACCCAAUGGGCCUGCUGCUUCUUAAUGCGUUGCGUUUAGCUGACAUAUUUUCGGAUGAUUCAAAUUUUCGAUCAUUCUUUAUGUCUAAAAGUAUUCCAGUUCUUGCUGAAAUUUUAGCAGUUCCCCAUGAAAAUUUUUCAUUAAACUGGUGCUCUUCAAAUAUACCAGUGACAGAGGAAGAUGUGAAUAUUGAAUAUGAUCCAUUUAAUGCAGCUGGCAUGGCAUUGGGUUCUCUUAAUGAUGCCAGUGAGAGUGUUCAUUCAGCAGCUUUUCUGCUGCCUGAAACUAAUUCCACAUGUCCUAUUAAUUUCAGUGGCAUGCCAUCAGCUACAUAUGCUCAGCAGAGAACGUCAUGUUUGGUCAAAAUAAUAGCAAACCUGCAUGUUUUUGUUCCCAAUAUAUGUGAAGAAGAAGAAAGAGAUCUUUUUCUCAACAAUUUCCACAAGUAUUUGGUUAUGAAGAGCCCAGAAUCAUCUGGAGAUCACUCUAGUUUUGACAUGCAGAAGGCUGCAACAGUCUGUAAAAACUUAAGUUCACUUUCCCAGUAUGCUAUCUCUUUGACGCCAAAUUUUUUGAUUGAUGAGGAUGUACACCUCCUAAGUAAAUAUGCUGAUGAGCUACAGAACUUAACUCAUCCAGAAGUUGGAGAUAGAUUUAUUCAGGAAAAUGUAGUCAAAUUGGAAGAAGAUAUGAAACCUGAGUAUGGGCCUCUUAUGCAGCAAUCUUCUCUGUACUGGACUAAAUUUCCAAACUCCACUUUCAGUAGAAGCCAACAGGAUACACAGUUUGUUUUGGGGAAUGUGCCAUCUAUUUCAAGAAAACAAGAUGAAACUAUUCAAGAUGAUGAUCUAAAGCGCAACAGCAAUGAUGAUGUUGAUCUAAAACGGAGAGUUGGGGAAAAUUCAAGGUGUCAAGAAGUAGAGCAGCUAAAAAUUAUGAACCACUCAACGACCGGCCUACCAGAGGAUUUUGAGGUGAGCCAUGACAGAAAGAAGAAUAUAAUCGAUCAGCCUGAAUACCUGAGAAGUGGAGAGAAAGAUACCAAUGAUUGUGAUAUGAAAGAAGAUGAUAAAGCAGAAAAUGGCCUAAGCGAAGAGAAGCAACCAAGGAAGAGAAAGCGGAAUAUAAUGAAUGAGACGCAGGUACUCUUGAUUGAGAAGGCUCUCCUGGAUGAGCCUGAAAUGCAAAGAAAUGCAGCAUCACUGCAGUCAUGGGCUGAUAAGCUGAGUUCACAGGGCUCUGAAAUUACAUCAUCUCAGCUAAAGAACUGGCUGAACAACAGGAAAGCCAGGCUUGCACGUGCUGCAAGAGAGGUCCGUGCCCCAUCCGAAGGGGAGACCUAUCCAGAUAAGUCCUGUGGUCCGAGCUCUUCUCAUUUUUGCGACUCCUCUGAGAGUGCCGGUGAGGAAAUUUAUGCUGCUCCUGCUAGAGGAAGCACCCACCAAUCCAUCCCCAAAUCUGGUGGUAUGAUAACACGAUCUGCUAGAUGUGAGGAUGUGGAGAUGACUGCUCCUGAUUUCGUUCGUGGAGCUCACCAGAACCGCCCUUCUAUAAUAUCUUGUUCAUUCGAACCAGGUCAGUUUGUCUCCGUAGUGGAUGUGGAUGGUAAAUUAGUUGGCAAAGGAAAGAUCAUUCAGGUGGAAGGUAGGUGGCAUGGCACGAGCUUAGAGGACAGCGGCACAUGCGUUGUGGAUGUUACGGAGCUGAAGAUCGAGAAGUGGAAGGAGGUUCAACACCCAUCAGAAGCAGCAGGAAGGACUUUUGAGGAGGCUGCAGCAAAGAAUGGUGAUAUUAUGAGGGUGGCCUGGGACGUAAGCAGGAUCUUGGCACUGCCUUAGUUUGCAAUAAAGUUGCUGUCUUGGAAUUGUGUUAAUUACAUCUACUAAAGUCUUAAUCAGGUUCAAAGAGCAGCAAAAAGCCUGUCAAGAUAAUUAAGUUAAGAGAAUUCAUUGUACUCCUAUAACUCUUAACUUAGGCCAGUUUUUUCAUCAUUCAUCUAAAUUUCACCUCUUUCUUUUCUAACCCAUUGCAAUAUGCCUAAAUUUUCAAUAGAACU